GUCAGAGGCUGGGGACAAAAACAGAAUUUGCUGUAAAAGCUCAGCAGGUCUGGCAGCAUAUGUGGAGAGAAAUCAAAAUGAACGUUUCAGGUCAGGUGAUCCUUACGUUCUGAGGUUCAAGAAGACACCUCAAAGGGGCAACUAGGGACGGGCAAUAUAUGCCAGUGGCGCCCACGAGUGAAUAAACAAACUCAAAUGUUAGAAUUUUCAUGAAGUGUUUAUGAUUUAAUUACUCAUCUUGGAAAGGCGUUUGUGCGAUGUUAAUUAUAGACUUCCAGCUUCAGUGUGUGACAUUGCUGUCGGGGCUUUUGUCGUCACUGCAUUUUCAAAAGCAAACCCGUCGUAAGCUGGUUCUCAGGCGGCUGCAGUUGUUUUCAAAUGUAAAAUCUCUUGAACCUCAUCUCCAUUGAAGUAUUUUGAUGCGAGCUAUCCGGCUGUCACGUCCUGCUUUGUUAAUGUCGUUUAAAUCUCUGCUCUGCCUUCAGUCUGACGCACACAGUCAUUCCGAGAGCAAUUUCUGUCUUCUCUUUGGGCAUCAUGAAACCGUUUCCAGCUGCAUCCUUGGUCCUUCUCUUGGUGAUUAGUUCCGGCUCCUCUCAGAACACCAGCAACCCGGUUCCACACCGAGGCUGUGGGUUACAGCUCCUGCCUCACUACGUGAACCUGUGCAGCCUGGAUGUAAUCUGGGGUAUCGUUGUGGAGGCAGUGGCCGGCGCUGGAGUGCUUACUGCAUUCCUACUGAUGCUGAUUCUGUUGGUGAAGCUGCCGUUCAUUAAAGACAAGGAGAAGAAGAGUCCGCUGGGAAUCCAGUUCCUGUUCCUUAUUGGCACACUCGGCCUGUUUGGACUAUCGUUUGCAUUUAUUAUCCCGGAGGAUGGGAGAACGUGUCCCACCAGGAGGUUUUUGUGGGGAGUUCUGUUCGCCCUGUGCUUUUCCUGUCUCUUGGCUCAGGCCUGGAGGCUGCGCCAGUUGGUUUCCCAUGGCCAAGGGCCAUCAGGUUGGCUGUUGGCUGGGAUCGCGGUCUGCCUGAUGUUGGUGCAGGUGAUCAUUGCAGUGGAAUGGCUGAUCCUGACUAUUGUCCGGGACCGUCAGGCUGCCUGUCAAUAUCAGCAGAUGGACUUUGUCAUGGCAUCGAUUUACGUGAUGUUCCUGAUGGCUGUCACUCUGUUACUCUCCUCCUUUAGCUUGUGUGGAAAGUACAAGAAAUGGAAAAAGAAUGGAGCCUGUGUGCUGGUCACCAUCAGCUUGUCCAUCCUGAUCUGGGUAGCGUGGAUUGUCAUGUAUCUGUACGGCAACAAGGAACUGAAGAAGCAGCCCCUGUGGGAUGACCCGUCCCUCUCCAUCGCGCUGGUUUCUAAUGGCUGGGUAUUUCUCCUGUUUCACGCUAUCCCCGAGCUCCAUUGCUCCAUUGUCCCAAGCAAACAAGCCCCUCCUGACUACUUUGAUGCCGUUCAGCCAAGAAUCCGGGAGACUAACUUCGAAGAAGAAUUGCAACUUCCACGCAGUUACAUGGAAAAUAAAGCCUUCUCUUUGGAUGAGUCUGGGGCAGCUUUUAAAUCAGGAUUUCGCAAUGGCAGUCUGGGUCAUAGACCCAAUAUUCAACUUCGCAGUAAUGUCUAUCAACCCACUGAAAUGGCAGUUGUUCUUAAUGGUGGAAACGUACCAUCAGCUCCUCCAAGCUAUGCAGGAAGACACCUUUGGUGAAAGCUAAACAAUUUUUAAGUUAUGAGCAAACUCCAUCAAUUCAAAUGGUGAAGACGGUGGUAGCAACACGAGUAGGAGCAGAUGGAAGCCCAAUCAAUUGGGAAUUUAUUCUAAUGUGAUCUUUUAUAGGACGUACAGCAAAGCUUAUAUCUUUACAUGAAAUCAGCCUCCAAAUGAAGAGGAGAACCUUUGCAGCUCAGAGUAUUUUUGUGUUGAUGUGUAUAUAUAGGGAUUAUAUUACAUUAAUAAACUGGCUGUGUGUAACUUUCAA
Molecule: messenger RNA, 1975 nt
Organism: Chiloscyllium plagiosum (whitespotted bambooshark)
Lineage: Eukaryota; Metazoa; Chordata; Chondrichthyes; Orectolobiformes; Hemiscylliidae
Product: G protein-coupled receptor family C group 5 member B
Biological process (GO): G protein-coupled receptor signaling pathway
Cellular component (GO): intracellular membrane-bounded organelle; signaling receptor complex; plasma membrane
Molecular function (GO): G protein-coupled receptor activity; protein kinase activator activity; protein kinase binding
Source: RefSeq, a predicted model, not a curated record